Molecule: messenger RNA, 820 nt
Organism: Phytophthora sojae
Lineage: Eukaryota; Oomycota; Peronosporomycetes; Peronosporales; Peronosporaceae
Product: tryptophan synthase
Exons: 4
Coding region: 23-820 (265 amino acids)
Biological process (GO): L-tryptophan biosynthetic process
Cellular component (GO): cytosol
Molecular function (GO): tryptophan synthase activity
Source: RefSeq, a predicted model, not a curated record
CAGCACACCACACCGCAGCACCAUGAGCAGACCCACGAUCGCAGAGGUUAUCGCCGAGCGCAAGGCCAACAACACGGCGGCCUUCAUCACCUUCGUGCCCUGCGGCUUCAAGACCAAGGCCGACACGGUGGAAAUCCUGCUGGGCCUGCAGCGCGGCGGCGCCAACAUCAUCGAAGUGGGCAUCCCGUACUCCGACCCUCAGGCUGAUGGACCGACCAUCCAGCGCGCCCACCAGGUGGGUGUGGACCAGGGCAUCACGUUGACUGACGUGCUCGCCACCGUGAGCGAGGCGCGCGCCAAGGGCCUGACCACGCCCGUAGUGCUCAUGGGCUACUACAACAACAUUCUGCAGUACGGAGAGGACAAGAUCUGCCCCGACGCUCAGAAAGCCGGAGUGGAUGGAUUCAUCAUCGUGGACUUGCCGCCUGAGGAGGCCAAGCCGCUCAGCGACGACGCCGCCAAGCACGGCCUCGCUUACAUUCCGCUGGUGUCGCCUACCACAACGGAGGACCGCAUGAAGCUCAUUGACUCGGUGGCGCACGGCUUCGUCUACUGCGUGAGUCUCACGGGCGUCACGGGAGCUCGCACCGACCUGCCGCCCAACCUUGACGCGUUCAUGGCUACGAUCCGCGCGAAUGUGAAGCACCCGCUUGCGCUGGGUUUCGGUCUGUCUACCCGCCAGCACUUCGUGCUGGCGAGCGCGCUCGCGGACGGCGUCGUGAUCGGCUCCAAGAUUGUCAAGAUCAUUGAGGACGCGCCCGACACGGCGAGCCGCGCCGCCAACGUGGAGGCGUUCUGCAAGAGCAUCGUGAACCCGUAG